AAAAAUAAAAAAUGGCGGAAGGUCAAGAGUUAGUAUAUUUUGAUUUACAAGUUAUUCACAAUAAUUUUGAUCGUUCUCUCGUUGAAGAUGAUGACGUCGAUGUCAAGGCUUAUCUUGCAGCUUACCAUGAAUUGUACAAAUUUUUUCAGCUCAUGGGCAGCGUUUUCGGUUUUGUAUCAUCAGACCUGAAACAAAAAAUUGAUCUCCUUCAGGAAUUGCUCAACAAAGAUCAGGAAAACUAUAAUACAAUAAAAUCCAUGAUUCAACAUGAGAAGGAAAACAAUUUAUUGGAGAAGAAAGACUUUGCAAGUGGCGUCCGAACUUUUUUGAGGCUACAUAGAGGACUAGACUUUAUUUCCGAGUUUCUCAAACAGAUAGGAGAAUUGACGGAUUCGGAAAAAACCUCAACUUGCUGCCAAAAUGCCUAUAACAAAACUUUAGCUCAGCAUCAUCCAUGGGUUGUGAGAAAAGCGGCGAUCGUUGCAAUGUACACAAUGCCAACUAGAGGAAAUUUAUUCAAAAAGGUUUGUGGCAACCAGGUCGAACGCAAUCUGGAAGUUCUCCCAAAAAUGUUGGAAGUAACCACCAUCGUAUUUAAACGAACUCACAGUCUCUAUGAAAUUCACGAACUUCAUGCACUUCCAUAAUGAAGGAGGAAAGUAAGCUCAAUUUAAUUUUUAAUCGGCACAUGGUCAAUUUUUCUGUGGUGCACAUAUACAUUCCACGAAUGAUAAUACGUAAAUUUGAGUAUAAUCACGUGAUGCCAGUGUCAUUUAAUCACAAUUUAUUAUUAUUUUUCACGAUCACCUACUUAUCUAAGUUUACAAUUAUUUCAUCUUAUAGUAACAGUUUUUAUUUAAUAAUACUUUGAGUCACUUUUAAAAAUAAUGAACGAAGCAAAUAUCUAUUAGGAUGUAAGUAUCGCAAUUUUACAAUGUGUUUUAGUUUAUUAAUGAGUGGAUGUAUUUAUAGUGACUUCCGUUUUAUAAAAUCUCUUCUGCUUGUGUGAUAAUCGAGUUAAGAUUUAAAGAAAUUUGUAAAAAUAUAUGAAAUUACGUUAUCAUGUAGAA
This is a messenger RNA of Belonocnema kinseyi, 1070 nucleotides long. RefSeq names its product ceramide-1-phosphate transfer protein. The transcript has 4 exons. Lineage: Eukaryota; Metazoa; Arthropoda; Insecta; Hymenoptera; Cynipidae. Gene Ontology annotation, biological process: intermembrane lipid transfer; ceramide transport. Gene Ontology annotation, molecular function: ceramide 1-phosphate binding; ceramide 1-phosphate transfer activity. The record is from RefSeq and is a predicted model, not a curated record. Bases 12 to 647 code for a protein of 211 amino acids. Gene Ontology annotation, cellular component: cytosol; membrane; cytoplasm.